AUGGCUCAGUACAAGGGCGCCGCGAGCGAGGCGGGCCGCGCCAUGCACCUGAUGAAGAAGCGGGAGAAGCAGCGCGAGCAAAUGGAGCAGAUGAAGCAGCGGAUCGCCGAGGAGAACAUCAUGAAAUCCAACAUUGACAAGAAGUUCUCCGCGCACUACGAUGCCGUGGAGGCCGAGCUCAAGUCCAGCACCGUGGGGCUGGUGACCCUGAAUGACAUGAAGGCCAAGCAGGAGGCCCUGGUGAAGGAGCGGGAGAAGCAGCUGGCCAAGAAGGAGCAGUCCAAGGAGCUGCAGCUGAAGCUGGAGAAGCUGCGCGAGAAGGAGCGCAAAAAGGAGGCCAAGCGGAAGAUCUCCUGCCUGUCCUUCACGGUGGGCGAGGAGGAGGAGGUGAGCGAGGAGCAGGAGGAGGCGGCCCUGGAGGAGGAGGAGCUGGAAAGGGAAGAGAUCGCCUCAAAGAAGAGGAAAUUGGGGAAGAACCCAGAUGUGGACACGAGCUUUUUGCCUGACCGCGACCGCGAGGAGGAGGAGAAUCGGCUCCGGGAAGAGCUGCGGCAGGAGUGGGAAGCCAAGCAGGAGAAGAUCAAGAGUGAGGAGAUCGAGAUCACCUUCAGCUAUUGGGAUGGCUCCGGGCACCGCCGCACAGUCAAGAUGAAAAAAGGCAACACCAUGCAGCAGUUCCUGCAGAAGGCGCUGGAGAUCCUGCGCAAGGACUUCAGCGAGCUCAGGUCAGCGGGGGUGGAGCAGCUCAUGUACAUCAAGGAGGACCUGAUCAUACCCCACCACCACAGCUUCUACGACUUCAUCGUCACCAAGGCGCGAGGGAAGAGCGGCCCUCUCUUUAACUUCGAUGUUCAUGACGACGUGCGGCUGCUGAGUGACGCCACUGUGGAGAAGGACGAGUCACACGCAGGCAAGGUGGUGCUGAGGAGCUGGUACGAGAAGAACAAGCACAUCUUCCCCGCCAGCCGCUGGGAACCCUACGACCCCGAGAAGAAGUGGGACAAGUACACGAUCCGGUGA
Pipistrellus nathusii (Nathusius's pipistrelle) is the source of this 1020-nucleotide messenger RNA. Lineage: Eukaryota; Metazoa; Chordata; Mammalia; Chiroptera; Vespertilionidae. The record is from the annotation of a GenBank genome assembly.